AUGCUGCACACAACGCAACGCGAAGGUAGAUUAGCCAAGCUGUGCCUUGCGGCUCAGACGCUCUGGUGUGGUAUGGCUUUCUCCAGUGCCGUCUUCACACGUUGUCAGAAGCUGCUUGAUGAGCACGGAGUGACAGUCACAAGCGGGCCGGUGGCUGAUGCAGAUCCCAAGAAUGCAGCUUACGAUGCUUGCUCACUGGCUUUGGCUGGAAAGCAUUGCGCCUACCGCUCUGCCAAGAUCACACCGACCAAGAACGGAGCCUUUGUGACUUGCUGGAAGCGGCCUGGUGGGAAAGGCUCCAUCGUCCCUUUCAGCGUGGGAGAUUUGCAGGCCCUCCUGGUGGCAGUAGAAGAGGCUGGGAACUUUGGAUUCUUCGUUUUUCCCGCCGAAGACUUGCUGAAGCAGGGGAUCCUUGCAGCACCCGGAUCGGGCCGGAAAGGCAAGCUCUCCUUUCGAGUCUAUGCCCCAUGGGUCGUGCCAGAAAGCAAGCAGGCCGCUGCGACGCAAACCUGGCAGCGACCCUUCUUCGUGCAGGGGGAGAGCAGCCUGCUCAAGAAGCUCUUUAACUCCGAGACCCAGGGCCCUCCCAGCAAGCGCCUGCGCAAGGCGUAG
Symbiodinium sp. CCMP2592 is the source of this 612-nucleotide messenger RNA. Lineage: Eukaryota; Dinophyceae; Suessiales; Symbiodiniaceae. The record is from the annotation of a GenBank genome assembly.